Phycomyces blakesleeanus NRRL 1555(-) is the source of this 813-nucleotide messenger RNA. RefSeq lists its product as hypothetical. Lineage: Eukaryota; Fungi; Mucoromycota; Mucoromycetes; Mucorales; Phycomycetaceae. Bases 1 to 813 code for a protein of 270 amino acids. The record is from RefSeq and is a predicted model, not a curated record. The transcript is spliced from 3 exons.
AUGGAAGAAUGUAUUAUUGAAUCAAAUGUAUUCGAAAACCCGGCUGAAUACCGAUACCAGCUCAUACUAGGCCGCACCUCAAUUUUGCGUACCAAAUUACGCGAUAGAUUUGGUUGUAUAAAAAACAACGCCGUUUCAUUGUACCCAAAUUUAAUACGUGGAAAGCUAGAUUACGAAGGAAUAUUGAGACAUGGGAUUUGUAACAUGUCUGCACUUCAACCUCAUUUUCGGACGAAACGACGAAAAGAAAAACUUUUUAGAGUCUUGAAAGCCUAUUCUUUAUAUGACAAAAGGGUUGGCUGUUGUCCCAAUUUAAAAUACAUUGCUGGAUCUCUUUUAACUCGAAUGAAUGAAGCCCAAGCUUUUAGACUUUUGACUAUUUUACUAAGUUCUAGGUCUGACAUGAUGGAUUUUCGGUCGCUCUUUUUUCCAUCAACGGAUGGUUAUUCACCUUUUCUUGAAUAUUUUGACUUUCUGAUGGCUGCUAAGCUCCCUAAUAUGUACAAUUAUAUGCUGAGUGGAGAUAUACGUCCUUCUGUAUACAUCAGUCACGGUUUUAAGAGUCUCUUUGGGCUACAAGGUCCAGCUUAUCUGAUCGAAAAUACAAUUGACUUGCUUCUAAUUGAAGGACCUUGGAUACUUCCGUAUUGUAUGCUGGCAUUAUUGGAGUCAAAUGAGGACACAAUCAUGAAAAUGAAUCACGAUGAAAUCCCUGGUUUUCUUUGGAAAGACGUAUUUAAGCCAUUUGAGUCUGAAUCAAGCACGUUUAUAUCUAGCACGCUACGUCUGGCAGAUAUUUAUGUACCAUUUUGA